ACUACAUAGGGCAGGAGAGAGAUGAACUACUUCCCUCCCGCUUCCUGUCAAGCUGUGGACGCCUUUCCUGUGAAGAAAGGCGGUAGUAGACGUAAAUUUUAGGAAUCACUGUUUAGUUUUGUAGUUUAUUCUUACCAGAUCUCUCUAUUUUCAUUCUUUUCAAUCUCCAUGAAUUGUAUUCUGGUCAUACCCAGCCCUAGAAUGCCCCUUUUGUACUCCAUAUUGCUGUAAGGGUUUAACCAGGGUUUCUUUUUGUGUGUUGCCUUCGAAACACGGCCGUGCUGGGGAACAUUUAAGUGUUUUUCUGAGCUCAGGGGAGAUGGAUUCCGAUCAUGGUAAGAUAUUUGUAGGGGGGAUAUCGUGGGAUACGACGGAAGAGAGGCUGAAAGAGUAUUUCGGUGCAUAUGGGGAAGUGGUGGACGUGGUGAUAAUGAAAGACAGGACUACCAGACGAGCAAGGGGCUUUGGUUUUGUUGUUUUUGCUGAUCCCUCUGUUGCAGAUCGCGUUAUUCAGGAGAAACAUACCAUUGAUGGUAGAAAUGUUGAGGCCAAAAAGGUUGUGCCAAGGGAUGAACAACAGACUGCACAGAGGACCAGCAAUACGGCAGGCCCUAGAACUAAGAAGAUUUUUGUGGGUGGAUUAGCUCCAACUGUUACUGAGGAUGACUUCAGAAAGUAUUUUGAGCAGUUUGGUAAUAUAACAGAUGUAGUUGUAAUGUAUGACCACACUACUCAAAGGCAUCGAGGUUUUGGGUUCAUUACUUAUGAUUCAGAGGAUGCAGUGGAUAAGGUUCUUCAACAGACCUUCCAUGAACUCAAGGAAAAGACAGUGGAGGUGAAGCGGGCCAUUCCGAAGGAGAUGUCUUCAGGAAAUACAAGAGGUCCUGCUGGACGUGGAACCAGUUAUGGUGGGCCAUAUAUGCAAGGUUAUGGUCCAAGUCCAGUUGGGGCUUAUGGAGUGCGCCCACCUCUGGCAAGCAGUGGGUAUUCUCCUUAUGGUGCAGCACCUGCUUAUGGCCCAACUGGGUAUGGAAGCACCCCUGGAUAUGGGGCAAACAUGAAUGGUGGGUAUGGUGCAGCACCUGUAUAUGGGGCUGCUGCAGGUUAUGCUGCUGGUACAGCAGGAUCUUAUGGAGCUGGUUUUAGCACAGCACCUGGUAGCGCCCCAUAUGGUUCUGGAACUGCUGGCUAUGCUGCUGCAGCUGUGCCUGCUCCAUAUGGAAAUGCUGUUGUAGGUGCUAGAACUGGCUGGGGGACUGGUGGUGGUUCUCCAGGUUAUGCAGCAACAGGAGCAGGUUCUUGGGGUUCAGCUGCUCCUGCAGGACAGCCUACUGGAGCUGCUGCUGGGUAUGGGUAUGCAACUGGUGAGACUGGUUAUGUUAGCAGAAGUGAUGGUGGUUAUGUUCAAGGAGGCAGUGGCUAUGGACCUCCUGUUGGAGCCAGUGGAGGAAUGUACUCUGGAGGCUAUGGGGACACACAUGGUCCUUCCAGCUAUGGAAACUCAUAAAACCUCCAAAUGCUUGUUUGUGGUGCUGUGGGCAUGUUGGUAACAGGGUAUGGUAAGGGAAGAUUAGUCCAGUUCAUCUCUGUUUGUGGAUCUCGUUUCUCAAAUUGCAGCAUUUUUCUAAGCUAGAGAUAAUCAUAAAAACAAUAUUAUAGAAACUAGUAUUGUACUUUCAUAUUUUCAUCUUCAGAAUGUUUUUUUUUUUUGUAGUGCCAGCCCAUGUCUUUGCAGGUGAUAGCUUCAAGGGAAGAGUUUGCAGGCAUUGUCCAAAGCCAUUUUUUUGUGGCAUUGUUUUUGAGACCAUGUAUGUUAAGUGUACGAAAUCUUAGGUUAGAUCUCCUUAGACUAGUUAGCUUAAUAGAGAUUCACAUCUCAUUGAUAUUGGCCUUGGCACUUAGGAGUUUUUGAUAUUGUUCUUAUGUUUAAGUGUUGAUGUAGGCAUUUAAUUUUUAUACAAUUAUUGUAAUCAUUUUUUUUUUCAAAAUCUUUGAUCAGUGUUGAGCCUUGAGCUGUCCAAUUUGUACCAUCCCUUUAUGACAGCAUUUUAUGGCAGAUCCAGUGGUCCCCAAGUUUCUUCCCGAGCAAUAUCAGAGGGCUCUUGGCAAACACGACUGUAACAUGUUUCAUCCUGGUAUGAAAGAAUCAUGUAAAAUUGUUGAAAAUGUUUUAACUUGUAAUGAGUUGAAAAGUAGGAUUGACAAAUUGUGCUUAGGAUCUAAACUUUAGAUUUGAACAUUAUUUGAAUUUUUCUCUAGAAUGGAACUUGCCAAUUGGAUUAGUGGUCAAUUAGAUAA
Messenger RNA from Cryptomeria japonica (Japanese cedar), 2298 nucleotides. RefSeq names its product heterogeneous nuclear ribonucleoprotein 1. The transcript is spliced from 2 exons. Gene Ontology annotation, molecular function: RNA binding. The record is from RefSeq and is a predicted model, not a curated record. NCBI's taxonomy places the organism in Eukaryota, Viridiplantae, Streptophyta, Pinopsida, Cupressales, Cupressaceae. The coding region runs from base 320 to 1507 and encodes 395 amino acids.